Messenger RNA from Engraulis encrasicolus (European anchovy), 2982 nucleotides. Its product is annotated as gastrula zinc finger protein XlCGF57.1-like. Bases 174 to 1865 code for a protein of 563 amino acids. The transcript is spliced from 6 exons. The record is from RefSeq and is a predicted model, not a curated record. Lineage: Eukaryota; Metazoa; Chordata; Actinopteri; Clupeiformes; Engraulidae.
GAUAAUUUAUGUGUUGAAAUGUUGCAUUCGUGUGGGAAAACAGAAAUCGGCCUGUCUCUCAGAUUAACAAGACUGACAAACGUUGGCUUUAAUAGAAGAAGAAUCUCAAAAGGAAGGGGUUUGACACACUCCCGAAAACAGCUUUGAUAUCGGGAUAGGUUGUGACAGCGAGCAUGGAUCCGGAAUGUAACGCCUUACAAAUAAAGUUACAGCAAGAAGAUUUGCAGCUGUCACGGGAUUAUGAAACAGAGAUGUGCCAGACUCUGAGAUUACAGGUAUCAGAUCUCCAGAAGAGACUUGAGGAGAAGGACAACAAACUCACUGAGGCGAACAAGGUGAUCAGAGCACUGAGGGAUGAAGUGCAGACACUGCAGCAACAGCUGGAGCAGCACAGACGGAAGUAUCGUGACUAUGUAAUUGGACAGAAAGACCAGCAAUGUCAAUCUGGAAGAGCAAAUGACAUCACUAGACCGGUACAUGCAGAACCAUGUGAAGCCACGGGAACUGUUCCAUCAGACUGUCGUCCCAGUGAGUCUGGUUCCUCAGAUGCAGGAAUGUCACAUAAGCACCAGGAUUUUGCCUCACAGGACCCUGUGCCGGUGAUCAUCAGUGAUGAGGGUGAUGUCGAUGAUGAUGAUGAUGAUGAUGACUCCCUACGUUAUGAUGAGGAUGAGAGUGAUGAUGAUAAUGAUGACGACGUUGAUUAUGACCCAGAAAGUGCAAGAGGAUCCAGCUUCUCAGAUGAAGAAGAAAUGUCAUCUGCUACUGAAGCUGAAACAAAACCCCCACGGACCAAUUCGCUCAAGCGCAAAAGGCACAAAAAAGCAUAUAUAAGGAAACCCUGCGAAUGUGACGUGUGCGGGAAAAUAAUUUCUGGUCGGUCAAAUCUCAAGUUUCACAAAAUGCUACACACGGGAGAACGGCCGCAUGCCUGUGCUGAGUGUGGAAAAACAUUCAGCCAUCCAAGUGGCUUACUACAGCAUCAGAAAGUCCAUACAAAGGAAAGACCGUACAAGUGCUCACUUUGCCCCAAAGCCUUCUCACAGCCAUCCAAAUUAAGGAUACACCUCAGACGACAUACGGGAGAAAAACCUCACUCUUGUACUCAGUGCACCAAGACCUUCUGCACUAUCCAGGCACUGAAAGCGCAUAAAAUAAGCCACUCUGACGAGAAGCCUUUCUUGUGUCAGUUGUGUGGGUCGAGGUUCAAAACGAAAUCUUGCCUUCAAGCUCAUGAGUCGGUACACUCGGGAACGAAACCGUUUUCUUGUACGCACUGCCACAAAGCUUUCAGGACCAAAACGCUACUCACAAGUCAUAUCACGACUCACACCGGCGAAAAGCCCUAUCUGUGUUCACUUUGUGGAAAAACUUUCAGGCUUCGGGAUAGCCUCGACAGUCACAAGAAAACACACACGGACGAGAAACCUUUUCCAUGCCUGCAGUGCCUCAAAACAUUCAGGACUAAACAGCAUCUGAAAACCCACACCUUGAGUCACACGGGAGAGAGACCCCACAAGUGCUCCUACUGCGAGAUGCGUUUCGCUUGCUUGUCCACUCUCCAAAAACACCAAAUUCGACACACAGGGGAACGGCCACAUGUUUGCUCCCUCUGCGGAAAGACCUUUGCUCGGUCAUCAUCUCUAAGGAGACACCAUAUAGUUCACACUGGAGAGAAACCCUACAAGUGCACUGUCUGUGAGGCAAAGUUCUCCUACCCAGAGGGCCUGUGGACACACCAGAAAAAAGAGCACAACAUGGAGCAGUCCCACACGUGUCAGCAGUGUGGGCAGAGUUUUAAAUCAGCUCGGGCCUUGAAAUCACACAACUGUUCACAAGGUGUAAAUACAAUUGAAUCCCAGUAAAUGGGUAGGUGGAUGAAGCAGCAAGAGACACAUGAAGUCUAGUAGUGGAGAUGCAAGGUGAAUUAAUGACCUGAGACCUAAAUAUAAAAUGUAUUGCUUGAUAUUUGUUAAUGCACAAUAUUGAAUUUCACAAGUGUCAACUAUGUGCAUGUCGGCAGAGGUUAAAAUCCACUCUGGCUUCACAUGACAGUUCCUAAGGUGUAAAUAGCAUCAAGAGACAGUGGCCGCGUUCAUGGCGGCGCAUUUCUGCGCAGUGUGGAAGCUUUUUUCAACGGACUUGAUGUUAACUGUUAAUAUGGAUUCAUAUUCACACCACAUCAACAAUAAGUAACCAUCAAAAUGAGAUCUUGGCAUACCAUUAGCCAUUAUUGAUAUGAACAUGUUUAGUUUAUUACACAUUGAUUACAUUGAUGUUCUUCACGCUACUUCAUACUGAAGUCUGCUUCCACUGAAUCAUAACAACUUGCUGUCAAAAUCUGUAAGUAGGCUAAUGUUGGGUUUUUUUUGUUCUAUUUAUGUUUCAUCAGUUGUGUUUAUGCCAGUUAGUUAAAAUAUUACUUAAAGGAACACUGUGCAGGAAAUGGUCAAAAAAGGUACUGCAACUAUGCUGUUCAUUGAAACUGGGCUGCCUAUUGCCAAAUUUGAUCUUUUCAUGAAAGUUUACUCAGUAAUUAGCUAAUAUUUUCUAGUAUGGCCCAAGUACAGUCUUUUUUGUAGCUAAAAAUGGCUAUUUCUGGAAAUUCAAAAUGGCGGACCAUGGAGAAGAUCCUCCUUUUCAUGUAUGAAAAGUGCAAUUUUUCCAGUCAUAAUGAAUACUUAGAACUUGAUAGUGGUGGUAAGGAUUCAUGAAAAAUGUAACAUUAGUGACUGGGUCGCAUGAAUUCUGAAAAUAAACAACUAAAAAUCUUGCACAGUGUACCUUUAAAUGUUUUGUUGAUUCAUGUUCACUCCAUUCCAGGCCAAAAUAGGGAAAUAUUGGGGGAAUGAAAGGAAUAAAAUGCUGCAAAGAAACUCAGGAGGGUGUUGGUGUUUGUCAUGCGCUAUAGGCCUAUGGCAUAGUUUAAAAUAAUACUGACUGAUAAACUAAAUAAACACAUUAUCCUGGAUAAGUCACUGA